Molecule: messenger RNA, 5358 nt
Organism: Misgurnus anguillicaudatus (oriental weatherfish)
Lineage: Eukaryota; Metazoa; Chordata; Actinopteri; Cypriniformes; Cobitidae
Source: RefSeq, a predicted model, not a curated record
UGGUAUUGAUGCAGCCUGUGGCUGUAUCCCAUAAUUCACUUCAAAGCUUGAUCUGAAUAAAUUCCCGCGCAGAUGAUGAUUAUGCUCAACGAUAAGUCGUGUUCAUGCAGUUCAAGUGAAUUAUUAGUAGACUUUGUGUAGCGUUUAUGUGCACUCACAAGAUGGCAGGAGCGCAGAUGGCAUCCUAUCACUGAGCGUUUCCAAGGAGAUGAUCUGCCUCCCAAGGGCAAUGUCGUCAAGUCUCCAUCAGGAGUUGGGAGUGGCCGCUGUCUUUGUAAUAGAGGAGUGGGGAAGCCCUCGGCUGAGCUGUGGAAGAGAGGAGAGGGAAGAGGACCACUGUUCACACCCUGAGAUGCUCUGCAGGCUGGAGGAGGAAGAGGAAAUGUCUCUUUUGGAGCUUCAGCAGAGGGUGGACUGUAUCAUCACCCAUGUUGAUGAGAUUAUGCAGCAGGAGAUCCGGCCAUUACUGGCUGUUGACAUAAUUGAACAACUUCACAGGCAGUUUGCUCUUCUAUCAGGAGGUCGAGGAAAAGAUGGAUCACCUAUCAUCACCUUCCCAGAGUUCUCAAGCUUUAACGAAGUGUCAGACGAGGACUUUGUUAACGUCGUCACAUACCUGACCAGCAUACCAAGCAUGGAUGCAGCUAGCAUUGGUUUUGUCAUAAUCCUGGACCGCCGGAAAGACAAGUGGAAUUCAGCAAUAGCUUCUCUGACUCGAAUAGCGAGGUCCUUCCCAGGAAACCUGCAGCUCGUGUUGGUUCUGAAACCAUCGCGUUUCUUCCAGAGGACCUUCGCUGACUUCAGUUUACGGUUACAUCGAGAUGAUUUUAAAUUAAAGGUACCGAUUGUUAUGCUAAAUUCCCUGUCAGACUUGCAUGGCUACAUUGACAAAGGCCAGCUGACCUGUGAUCUGGGGGGAUCUCUGGACUAUUGCCACAGUCAAUGGAUUCAUCAUCGCACAGCGGUUGAGAAUUUCGCAUUAACGGUGAAGAACACAGCACAGAUGCUGCAGCAGUUUGGAAGUGACCUGGCAGAAACUGAACUUCCCAACGAUGUGCAGUGCACCAAAGAUUUACUCGUCACACACACCCAAAAACACGAUAAACUCAAGGAUGAACUUCAAUUGGCUGUAAAACAAGGACAUACUCUGCUAUCUUGUAUCAAAGACCAAGCCAAUAAAACUGAGAACCAUGUACUAAACCCAGAUGAGAUAGAGAAUCAAACAACCGUUGAGAGGUUGUUAGCACAGCUCGAUGAGACCGAGAAUGCAUUUGAACAGUUCUGGUCGAAGCAUCACUUGAAGUUAGAACAGUGCUUACAGCUACGUCACUUUGAGCAGGACUUCAAGGAGGUGAAGGUUUCUCUGGACAGUCUGAUGGAGGCCUUACUGGGCCUGUCUGACAGUGCGGACUGCGUGCCUCGAUUUGAAAACCUACUAGGAGAUCUGAAAACCCUGGAGGACAAAGCUCAGGAGUGCUUAGAAAAAGCUCAGCUUCACGCCCAGCAUGGCGACCAGCUAAUCCAAAGCAACCACUAUGCCGUGGACUCCAUCCGUCCCAAGUGCGUCGAACUCCGGCGGAUCUGCGACGACUUCAGCAAUGAGGCCAAAAAGAAGCGGGACAUUUUGACCAAAUCGUUUGAAAUCCAUAAACGAAUCGACGAGGUGAACCUCUGGUGUGAGACUGGGAUGUAUCUGCUGGCCUCUCAGCCUGUUGACAGGUGUCAAACACAGGAAGGUGCAGAAGCAGCGCUGCGGGACAUCGAGAGGUACCGGGAAACAGCAAAAGAGCAGCGACUGAGUCACCUUAAAGACCUCAGCAAUCAAUACGAAAUUAUUCUGUCAGAUCUGGUCAAGAACAAAGUCCAAAAAGCUCUGAAAACAUUAGAUGACGUUCAAGAGAUGUUUGAGAAACGACAUGCAAGUCUGAAGAAGAUGUCUGCUAAACAAACAAGGCCAGUGCAACCUGUUGCACCCCGACCAGAGUCUUCACCAAAACGUCAUUUACACAGAACACCACAAGCCACCGGCCCUGCAUCGAAUCGCAAAGGUACAGAUAACUCCAGCACCAAUAAGCAAAGCAGUGAUGCAGAACUGGCAAAACGGAAAAAUAUCCGCAAAGCCAAAGGUGGCAUCAAGAUUGAGGUCAUGCAUGAAGAAAGUCAGGGAGGUUCAAGUCAUGUUCUACUGAAUAAUGAAACAGAAGAGACCCUUUCAAACAGACGCAGUCACAUAAUGAAUGAACUGAUUGAGACGGAGAGACUGUACGUGGAAGAGCUACAGAGCAUCAUAGAGGGUUAUGCUGCAUCCCUGGAUGACCCUGAACUCAUCUAUCUGAUCCCACCAUCUUUAGAACACAAAAAGGAGGUCCUCUUUGGCAAUCUACACGAAAUCUACGAGUUUCACCACAAGACGUUCCUGAAAGAGCUGGAAAACUGUGCGGAAAAUCCACAGUUGGUGGGGACAUGUUUUUUAAAGAGGAAGGAAGAGUUGCAGAUCUAUGAGAAGUAUUGUCAAAACAAGCCCCGUUCUGAAGCAUUGUGGCGGCAAUGUGGGGACAGUAUGUUUUUCCAGGAAUGUCAGAAAAGAUUGGACCACAAGCUCUCUUUAGAUGCGUACCUUCUGAAACCUGUCCAGAGAAUCACCAAGUACCAACUGAUGCUAAAGGAGAUGCUGAAGUGCAGUAAGAACUCGGAGGGCACAGCUGAGCUGGAGGAAGCUUUGGCUACAAUGCUAGAUAUCAUUAAAUCGGUCAACGACUCCAUGCAUCAGAUUGCCAUCACUGGUUUUGAGGGCAAUCUGAAUGAUUUGGGCAAACUACUGAUGCAAGGGUCCUUCAACGUUUGGACGGACCACAAGAAAGGUCACAGCAAAGUGAAGGACCUGGCCCGGUUUAAACCCAUGCAAAGACAUCUCUUUCUAUACAACAAAAUGAUUUUGUUUUGCAAGAAACGUGAGGAGACAUCUGAUGGGCAUGAAAAAAACCCUUCCUACAGCUUCAAGCACUCUUUAAAGAUGAGUUCAGUGGGAAUCACAGAAAAUGUAAAGGGAGACAUCAAAAAAUUUGAAAUCUGGUACAACGGCAGGGAGGAAGUUUACAUUAUCCAGGCCGCUUCAAUGGAUGUAAAGAACACAUGGGUUUCGGAAAUCCGUAAAGUCCUGACGAGCCAGCUGCAAGCUUGCCGAGAAGCCAGUCAGCUCCAUCAGAAGAUUACCGAGAACAAUUACCACGCUCCCAUGAGAAACAUGCGUAAAAUGGCCCUUCGGCAGUCCGACUCGUCCAGUCCUGAAACGGGAUACAGGCGCGGUGACACAGGACCCAACAUGCGCCAGAAACGAGCCGACGCUUCAGCAAGCCUUGGCACGGAGCGCACUUCUCUCGCUAGAAAGCGCUUCACCUUACAGGGCCUGUCAAACCGCAGGUCUCUUCCCGCAGAAACCACGGCUAAGGAAACGGAGGUCACACGCCGCUUUUCUUUAGCUUCAUCUAUCAGCUCCGCCUCUGUUCCUCGCACUAAAGCUCCUCUCUCAUCCAGCCUUAAAAGCAAAAGACACCAAAUCAAGAGUGACCCCACACCGUUUGGCUAUGAAGAAACCAUCCGCGGUGCGCUUCCCGUCGAGAACAAAACUAAAGGUACCGCUGGUACCAAGCCCCCUGUGCCGAGGUCUGCUUCUCAACCAGGAUGGAGUCAACGGCGUCUGCCCUCAAUGGAUGCCGAGGAUUUUGAGACCAUUCCAUCCAGUGCUGAAGAGCUUUCCAUUUCGUCAGACGGAGAGGAUGAAGGCCACAACAAAAAUGGGGAACAUGAUCAAUAUCAGGUUCAGCUGACGUACGAGUCAGGUACCGCUCAAGAUCUGUCUGUGAACGCGGGAGAUUUAGUGCAAUUCCUAGAGGAGUCAGAGAACGGCCAUUGGCUCGUCAAGAGCCUUAGAACCCAGAAGACAGGGCUGGUGCCACCUACUGUCCUGCAGUCUACACUAGAUGGAGUAGACCUUUACACUAACUCGGAUAUUUUCAGUGACCUUUGCACUGCUGCGCUCACUGAUACGGAGGAAGACGGUGCUGGUCUGGAUCCCAUUCAGGACAGGAGAUUUGCAUGCUGAACAUGUUUUGCAUAUGCAUCCCCUUGCGCCAUGCUUAAAUACAAAGUGCAGCUCAAUAGGAAUCUACUCUAGUGAAUGAGGAGAUAAACUCUGCUGCUACGUGACCGCUCUGAUGACACUGACCAAUCAGGUCGGACCAUCUGAUGACACUGACCAAUCAGAAUGGAUUCCAUUUUUGGCCCUAUGCACAAAAUCUUUUUCCAGCUGCUGAUGUGAUAGUGACAUUCAACAGUCAUGAGUAAGAUUUUCAGCCUGUGCUGUCACUCUGCUGUGCCUUAGCAGCAAAUGCAGGGGCGUUUUAAAACUGCAAAGGACCUUUGUGAAAACAGGCUAUUAUGCAAUAUGAUAUCUUGCCGAUUGAAAACACUGAGAGAAAGAGACUCUAUAAGCCGUUGUGUCCUGCUGAAACUUCCAUAUUAUACAUGAUUGUUUUGUUGUUUUAAGCCUGUUUGCGUAUGAUACUAUUAUUGGUCAGAAACACAGCACUUUUAAAGAAUAAACAUUCUGUAUUGUAAUGUACAAUAUUUAUAUUCUUUUUUUAUACCUUGACUUGGACGUUGUACAAGCCAUCUGUAAAAGCUUCAUUCCACUUUAAUCUACUUGAUAUGUUCAUCUUGUGAUCUGGUUCUGCUUUUAUACACAAAUGUAUUUCUGAAAUGAUGAUCAUUGCAGCAUAAAUAUUCCAGCUGUACUAUAAAAGCAUCUAAUACUUUUAUAUUACAGUAUUGCUUCUUAAUGUUGCUAUUUUCUGCUUGUAAAAAAAAAGAAUUACUUUUAGUCAUAUAACAGAAACAAAUAUAGAAAUCAGAUGUACUGUAAACUUCCUGCUAUGAAAGAACAACAGUUUGACAUUGAAUGUAAAGAAAAAUGCAUUUUGUCUCAACAGUAAAUAUCAGUAUUGGCAUUUAAAUAUGACUCAUCAGGCUGUACUUAUUCAUUUCCAGUAUCAACCUGAUCUUUUAACAUUGCCGUAUUUGUUUGUAUGUAAAUAUCCAAGCACAAUCAUUUGAUGUAAAUGCUGAUGUGAUAUGCAUAUUUUACUUUUCCUCUAUGAACAAUACUACAGCAUAUGUGAAUAUGUAGUUUAAUUUACAGAUACAGUAAUUAAAUACAAUAAUUGCAAGAUUUAUGUUUGUGAAUUAACUUUUUCAGUAGAAUAUGAAACCUCAACUAACAAUCACUGAUUCAGUGAAAUAUAAAAAAGACAUUGCUAUUUAUGUAUAUGUAUACAACUUAUUUAUAUAUUAAAAUGUUAC